Metopolophium dirhodum (rose-grain aphid) is the source of this 1080-nucleotide messenger RNA. RefSeq names its product zinc finger protein 271-like. The record is from RefSeq and is a predicted model, not a curated record. Gene Ontology annotation, biological process: central nervous system development; regulation of transcription by RNA polymerase II. Gene Ontology annotation, cellular component: nucleus. The transcript is spliced from 4 exons. The coding region runs from base 1 to 1080 and encodes 359 amino acids. Lineage: Eukaryota; Metazoa; Arthropoda; Insecta; Hemiptera; Aphididae. Gene Ontology annotation, molecular function: RNA polymerase II cis-regulatory region sequence-specific DNA binding; DNA-binding transcription factor activity, RNA polymerase II-specific.
AUGGAACCGUUUAGAAAGUCUAUUAAUGAUUCUGGAGUAAAUUCCAAAUCUGAUGAUCAAGAAUUCAAUAGAGUUAUUAAACAAGAAUUAAUUGAAGAUAUAGACAAUAAUGAUGAUAAUCAAUUAUCACAAUUUGGAGCUAAAAGCGAAUUUGAAGGAGAUAUAAUCAAAAAUUAUACCAAAACAAAAAUUGAAAAGGAUUUGAACGAAGGCUAUGUAUUGGAAGGAACAGUAAAAACUGAAUUAAACUCUUCGGACCUAAUUUUUCAAUUGAAUUUUGACACGACAUCGAAAUCAAUUAACUCAAAAGCACUCUUAACAAGACGUCAAACUAUUCAUACCAGCCGAAGAAAAAACUUGUUUUUUUGUGACAAGGUUGUGACAAAGUCGUACUUUACUAAAUCAUUUUUGAUUAAACACUUAUUGCGUUGUACGGGAAAGCUCUAUAAAACUGAUGUACAUGAUGAAGGUGUUUUUCAACCAGGAGAUUUAAAAAGGCACAAAAGGACACAUAGUGGAGAUAAACCAUAUGAAUGUGAUUCCUGCAAUAAAGUGUAUUCUCGAACUGAAAAUUUAAAAAUUCAUAAAAAUACACAUACUGGAGUUAAGCCAUUUGAAUGUGAUAUCUGUCAGAAAAGGUUUACUGGAAAAGGAUAUUUAAAAAUACAUAAAAGGACACAUACUGGAUAUAAACCAUAUGAAUGUGAUUCCUGCGAUAAAAGGUUUUAUCAACCAGAAGAUUUAAAAAGGCACAAAAGGACACAUGGUGGAGAUAAACCAUAUGCAUGUGAUUGCUGCGAUAAAUUGUUUUCUCAAGCUGGAAAUUUAAAAGCGCAUAAAAGGACACAUACUGGUGAUAAACCAUGUAAAUGUGGUACCUGUGAUAAAGAGUUUUCUCAUGUAGGAAAUUUAACAUUGCAUUCAAGGUCACAUACUGGAGUUAAGCCAUUUGAAUGUGAUAUCUGUCAGAACAGGUUUUUUCUAAAAGGAAAUUUAAAAAAGCACAAGAGAACACAUAGUGGAGUUAAACCAUAUAAAUGUGAUAACUGUGAUAAAAGGUUUCCUCGAAAAGGAGAUUAA